GAAUCUGUGGAUUUCUCCACCGAUAUAAUUCAAAUCGGUGACCCGCCUGACCUCGCACACAUACCUGCCCUCCUAAACAUAGAAGAACACCUCGACAAAACCAUAAUGGAACAAAAAGUCGACAAGGAACUUCAGGAAAUAAGAGACAAGAUAUCCGAAGAACUCAAUUCCGAUAAGGAAACGGGCGUUGAUGUUCCAACCAAGAAUAAUCAAAAAGUAAAACUUGACAAAGACUCGGACGGUCUUCCAGGAUUAAAUAGCGAUCAGAUCGAGACAGUAUUAUUAAAAGAUCAAAAAGAUGAAAAAGACAUUGAAACUGUCAUUGAAAAUGAUCAAAAGGAAGUCAAGAAAAUGGAGGAAAGCGAGAAGAUUAAAGAUAAACAAGAAAAUAAAACGAAGAGAGUGAAGGGGAAGGGGAUCGGCAAAAAGACUGUGCUGAAAGAGGGAAGGAAACCAAAAACUACUCCGGUGAAAGAAAGGAAAACUAUGCCGAAGCGGGCGGCUAAGGCGGCCCCUGCUCAGGAAGAGCCCAACACAAGGCUCCUAAGGAACUCCCGCGAGCCUCCAGCCACGGACGUAUACGAGUUCGACGAGCACGAGGGCACGCGGCCUCCCUCCGGGCUCCGGCGGCGCACCCCCGCCCGCGCGCCCACUCCCGACCCCGCGCACAGCCCCGGCGGCAGCGAGUACAUGGACGUAGACCCCAACUCCUCACGACUCGUCAAGAUCAACACCACGAAAGAAGACCCCGUCCAGCUUACUGCCAGACUCGUCGAUAAAGAAGAGAUAUAUAAAAAACAGAAGAACUUGAUAGACAAUUUGACUAAUAGUCCGGCUCUGUUACAUAAGUUCUUUACCUGUUUGCCGACUGAGCUGCAGGAUGAGCUGGGGAAUUUGGCGGGAAGCGAUCGAGAGGAGACUUACUUGGAUGAGAAGACCGGGAAUGUGUUGGAGGCGCCUACUUACUAUCCUACAGCGGAGGAAUUUGAGGACCCAAUAAAAUAUUACGACAAGAUCGCCCCCGAGGCCUCCAAAUACGGUCUCUGCAAGAUCGUGCCCCCUGACGGGUUCAAACCGACCUGCACUAUGAGCGACACCAUCCGUUUCGCCGUCAUCUACCAGUAUAUUUCCAAGAUGUACAGCCGGUGGGGUCCGGUGUCGCGAGAGCUGGCCGCCAUUAAAGCGCACUUGCGGACGCAGAGCGUCGUGUUCGCGAGGUCCCCGCUCUUGGAUGGCAGCGAAGUGAAUCUCCCCAAGCUGUACCACGCGGUGGAGCGCAACGGCGGCCUAAGCAACGUGAUCCAACGCAAGCGCUGGGGGCGAGUCGCCGACGAAAUGAAGCUUACCAAGCUGCAGCACCCCGAGCGCAAGCUAGAUCCCAUCUACAUGCGGUACCUGCUGCCCUACGCCACGCUGUCUGACCAGGAGCGCCAAAGCAUAAUGGCCGAGGUCGAAAAAUGCUGGACCACCAAGUACCAGAAAAUGCUCGAGCGGGCCCGCAACCCGUUCCAGCGGCAGAACAGAAUGCUCGGCACCGAGUGCGAGUCAGAGUCUGAUGACGAGAGCGAGGACGGCAACACCGCGGGGGCGCUUCAUGAAGCCGAAGAUUGUAUAGUGCAGGGGAGGACGAUGAACCUCGCCACCUUCAAGAAGAUUGCGACUUCGCUGAUGGACGCGCACUUCGACCCGGCGAAGCAGCCGCCGAGCGCCCUCGACGUGGAGAAGGCGUACUGGCGCGCCGUGCUACUCGGCACCGAACACAUCGUGGCCAACACAGCGUCCAUAGACACGGGCGAGGAGGGCUACGGGUUCCCCAAGGACCCGCAGGCCGAGUACGGCGAGCAUCCCUGGAACCUCAAGGUGCUAGCUCGCAACUCGAACAACGUGCUCCGCUACCUAGGCCCAGUGCUGGGCGUGACGGUGCCCACACUCCACCUGGGCAUGCUGUUCAGCACCUCGUGCUGGCACCGCGACCCUCACGGCCUGCCCUGGACCGAGUACAUGCACAGUGGAGCCGAGAAGAUAUGGUACGGCAUCCCACGCGACGAGAGCGCAAACUUCCGGCGAGCGGUCGAGACCCUGUGUCCCGCCUACUGCCAGAACAAGUCAAUCUGGCUCGCUUCUGAGAUCACCAUGGUCCCUCCCAACAUUCUCAGCGAGCAUGGAGUGAAGCUGUCAAGACUGCUGCAGAGACCCGGGGAAUAUGUUAUGGUGUUCCCAGAGGCUCAUUCUUGCUCGAUCACUACCGGGUUUGGGAUAUCAGAAAGUGUCUACUUUGCUUCGAAUUCAUGGUUGACCGAUGUCUACAAACUCUUCCAGGAGCUGCGUAACAGCUGCGAGCCGACGAUGUUCUCGCUGGAGCAGCUGCUCCUGAACGGCAGCAACGACCCCGCGGCGCCGGUCGAGGUGUGCUCCGUACUGGCCACGCUGCUCAGCGCCGAGCUUGAGCACCGGCGCGCGCUCGAGCAGAAGGGGCUCAAGGUGCAAGAGCGGCCUCUGUCGUCGGCGCCGCUCAACACGUCCUACUUCCGCGCCUGGAACACGCGCGACCAGGACGAGUGCGAGUACUGUCGCUCCACGCUCUUCCUGUCCAAGGUGACCGGGCUGACGGGGCGCAAGUCGGCCGUGUGCCCCGAGCACGCUCUCCGCCUCCUCGAGACCAAGAAGCACAGGAACGUGGAUCUCCACACGCUGGAGCUGCUCUCAUCCUUCACCACACACACCCUGGAGGAGAUGCUGGAGCGGCUCGACAGCCGCCCCGGCCCGCAGCAGUGAGCUGACUGUACUGCCUCCAGUAGAGAUGAGAGCAGUGCCUCAAAUCGGACGGCUCGGCGGGUCCAGGCCAGUGUCCGGUAAAGCACGGCGUCUUAUACCUAUUGUUGAUUCGGUCGUCCAACUUCGAAUAAGGCACAAUUAGAGGGCAUUCGAGCUCGCAUUUGAUUGUAACUCUUUAUAGGGCAUUGCAGUGGCCUAGGCACAACAGUGACAAUGAGGAGGCACACAUGAUCGCCACCUCAUUUGUCCAUUGCACAGAUAAAAAAUUUCAUACGCGAAAGCGAGAAGAUGAUAUGUUUUUUCUCUCUCACAUAUGAAUGACAGUGACAUGGCUAGGCACUUGCACAGGCGCCGCCUGGCGGGAUAAAAUGUCAGUGUCUCCUCAUUAUAGGGUUUAAAGGAACGAGAUUGGGCGAGUAAAAGUCACCUUUGUCGGGCUAACUUAGACUGAUUUUAUUAAAUUAAACUGAUUAUACUGAUUUUAAAUUAGACUGAUUUAUUAUUACGAACUGUGUGUAUACAGAAUUGAUUAUCGAACUAUACACACAUUGUCUGCAUAAAAUCAGCGCGUGAGGUGACGAGUGUUUAACUAUCGACACGCGCUGAUAAUAUUCUGCUGACCGCCAUAGUGUCCUAGGCACAACAGUGACAAUUGAUAACAUACAUACAUACGGCUGUUUAUCAUUUGUCACCAUCUCUGUCUCGUUCUAAUGAGUAUGUAAGUGCGAAAGUGACGCAUGAUAUGAAAAUGUAUUUUCUUAAGAAGUAGAUCAAUUAGAUCUUUUAAAAAAUCAUUCAUGUAGUUAAUUAUUUCUAUGAGUAGUUGGAUAUGAAAAGAGAAGUACAGUCAGAUUCAGAUUCAAUAAUUUAUUCAAUGGUAAACACAGUUAAUAUACAUAAGUAAGUAUUAUAUAAAAUUCUAAUAAGUGAUGAGAAAAAAAUGUAACUCUUGUUUACCACGAAAUGGUCCCGUCUCAGCAUAAAUGCUGACCCGGGGGUCAGCGCUGAUCUUCCGGCGAGACCAUGUUAGUGGGCCACGAACGCAGCUGAACGACCUGCCCUUCUAAAACAUCUGAACGCGGCCACAAUUGCGAGCCGGUGUUAAGCGCCAUCUAGAGUGCGGGUAGGUGUACAUUUUAACAUAAUUAAUAAUAAAAUGGCCGGUCAGGUCGUACAGCGUGCCAAUGACUUAUAGUCAGAGCCAUUUCUUUGACAAUUUUAAAGUAUUUUAAGCCGGUUAAUCACAUAUUAAGUCGAUAUAAUGCUCGACAUGUUUCGCUCCAUUUCCGAGGAGCUUUUUCAAGAGUAACGACCCCGCCUCUACACGUUGAGAGCGCGGCGCAUACUACGCAACGAUUCAGAUUGGAUUGGAAAUGGAGCGAAACAUGUCGGGCGCUAUAUCGACUUAACAUGUGAGUAACCCGCUUAAAAUACUUUUAAAUCAUUUUAAAGUGUUACAAAACACUUUGUGAGAUUAUCUUUAAACUUCUAUAUUAUUGGAUGACCUAUCUAAACUUACCAUGGCCAAUUAUGGAAACGAGUCAAAGACUUGAUACAGAUAAGCUUUAACUAAUACGUAUACCUAAAGCUUUAAUAGGAAUAGGGAGUGAUGCGAUGGUCUGCCAUUAGACGCAGCAGUAGCUCAAACGGUAAACCGAAAACUAACGGAAUAUCUUAUACCUUUACUCCACAGAUGUCAUAUAUACCAUAGAUCAAGCAAACGUAUCUACUUAGCGUGUCAAAUGAACUCAGUAAAAUCCACUGAGUUGUCCGUCUUUAAUCGCAGGUUUUUGUAAGUUGAA
Messenger RNA from Leguminivora glycinivorella, 4577 nucleotides. RefSeq names its product protein Jumonji (gene Jarid2). Gene Ontology annotation, biological process: chromatin remodeling. Gene Ontology annotation, molecular function: histone demethylase activity; DNA binding. Bases 106 to 2775 code for a protein of 889 amino acids. Gene Ontology annotation, cellular component: nucleus. The record is from RefSeq and is a predicted model, not a curated record. NCBI's taxonomy places the organism in Eukaryota, Metazoa, Arthropoda, Insecta, Lepidoptera, Tortricidae. The transcript is spliced from 14 exons.